AUGGUAAGUUGCCUCCGUCACCUCGACCCGUGGUCUCUCGAUCCUCACGCUGGAUACACGCCUCGGCCGAGGAGUCCGUUCCGGUCGGAUAUCGACCGCAUCCAAGCUGACCUCAUCAUUCACUCGAUCCCUCCUCUGCUCCCUUCCGCUUCACCUCGUCAUCGCGCCCGCGCGUCACCUCAUCACCAUUCUCAAUCACACCAUCACAGGCUAACGCUCCCCACGGUGGUGUCCUCAAGGACUUGCACGUUCGCGAUGCUCCCCUGCAGCAGCAACUUUUGGCCGAGGCCGAUGCGCUGCCCGAUCUCCUCCUCACCGAGCGCCAGCUGUGCGAUCUCGAGUUGAUCCUCAACGGUGGCUUCUCCCCCUUGGAGGGCUUUAUGAACCAGCAAGACUACGAGAGGUCAGUUGAGUUUUAUUUCGAACAAUUUUUCGCGUGCCGUGAUUCUUGGGCAGCAUCAGAAAGGCUGACUGCGCAAAACUGAAUGCGAACCCUUACGCGCGUGUCUUGGCACAUUCGUCGACUCGCUCGUCCUCCGAAUCGCGUUCCAUCAGCGUCGUCCAAUCGCUUCGACUUGCGGAUGGCACCUUGUUCCCCAUCCCCAUCACCCUCGACGUCUCGGACGAGAACAUCAAAGCCUUGAACAUUGCCCAGAACGCCCGCAUCGCUCUCCGUGACCCCCGUGACGAGCGGGCUUUGGCCAUCCUGACAGGUAAGCUUUCGACAUCUGGGAAAGCCGGCGUGCAGCAACGCAGUCUGAUUCAUAAUUUAUCAUCCAUUAGUCUCGUCGAUCUACAAGCCCGACAAGGUCAAGGAGGCCGAACUCGUCUUUGGUGCCAAUGACGCGACCCACCCUUCCGUCAGGUAUCUCCAAGCCAGCACCAAGGACAACUACAUUGGCGGUAAUGUCCAAGCCAUCCAAGUUCCCCAGCACUUUGACUAUGUUGCUCUCCGAUGUCUGUUCCUUUCGAAUCGGAACUGCUCGUGCUGGCGGAAUCACGAGCUGACAUUUUGUCCCUCUUUGUAGACACCCCCGCGGAGUUGCGAGCGUACUUCAACAAGCUCUCGUGGCGCCGAGUGGUCGCAUUCCAAACCCGUAACCCGAUGCAUCGAGCUCAUCGCGAAUUGACCGUUCGUGCUGCACGUCAGCAGAGGGCUAACGUCCUUAUCCACCCUGUCGUCGGUCUGGUGAGUGAUGUCCUGGUCCACAGCGAUCUGGGGGCUCGAGGCUGCCAUGCUGACGAUGUCUGCUCUCUUGUGCCUCGCAGACCAAGCCCGGAGAUGUCGACGCCUUCACCCGUGUCCGUGUCUACGAGGCAAUCAUCCGCACCUACCCCAACGGCAUGGCCGCUCUCGCUCUCCUCCCCCUCGCUAUGCGUAUGGGUGGUCCCCGUGAGGCCGUCUGGCAUGCCAUUAUCCGCAAGAACUUUGGUGCGACGCACUUCAUCGUCGGCCGUGAUCACGCCGGACCCGGCAAGAACUCGCAGGGUGUCGACUGGUACGACCCGUACGGAGCUCAGGACCUCGUCCGAGAGUACGCCGGCGAGUUGGCCAUUGAGAUGGUCCCCUUCCAGGUCAGUGCGACUCAAUCUUCGGAGAUCUUGGGGGCUCGACAGCUGAUCCCCUAGUUUUUGGCAUCGCGCAGAUGAUGAGCUACGUCCCCGCCACCGACGAUUACCACCCCAUCGAUGAGAUCGCCAAGGGCACCCAAACGCUCGACAUUUCCGGCACCGAGCUCCGCCGCCGACUGAAGACGGGCGCCCCCAUCCCCGACUGGUUCUCGUACGAUGCCGUCGUCAAGAUCCUGCGCGAGUCCUACCCUCCCCGGAACAGGCAAGGUUUCGUCAUCCUCUUGUCCGGCUUUGUCAACUCGGGCAAGGACACGAUCGCCAAGGCCUUGCAGGUCACCUUCAACCAGCAAGCCGGCCGAACUGUCUCGCUCUUGUUGGGUGACCAGGUCCGAUCCGAGCUCUCCGCCGAGCUCGGCUACGCCCCGGGAGAACGCCACAAGAACUUGCAGAGGAUCGCCUUCGUCGCGGCCGAGUUGUCGCGAGCCGGUGCCGCCGUCAUCGCUUCCCCCAUCGCUCCAUUCGAGCACUCGCGAGCGGCUGCCAAGCAAUACAUCCUUCAGAACGGUGGUGCCGGUGGAGGAACGUUCUUCCUGGUCCACGUCGCUACCCCCCUCGAAUACUGCGAGGCGACCGAUCGUCGUGGUGUGUACAAGAAGGCCAGGGCUGGCACAAUCACCGGCUUUACCGGUGUCGACAGCCCCUACGAGGUCCCUAACAACGCCGACUUGGUUGUCGUAAGUCAUAUGCAUCGGACACAGCACCUGAGGGGAUCUCGGAUUGAUGUCGUCUCGUCUAUAUACAGGACCUUUCAAAACAAACCCCUCUCGAGGUUGUCCACUCGAUCGUGUUGAUGCUCGAGUCCGAGGGUCUCCUCUAG
Messenger RNA from Microbotryum saponariae, 2449 nucleotides. NCBI's taxonomy places the organism in Eukaryota, Fungi, Basidiomycota, Microbotryomycetes, Microbotryales, Microbotryaceae. The record is from the annotation of a GenBank genome assembly.